ACCACGAAAACGCACACGCUGUCACAAAGAACGGACUACUCUUAGCUCUCUGGAACUAGCAGCCCGUUUUCUUCAGUCGUCGAGAUGCCGUGCCGUUGAUCACCACCCACAGGUGAAGCCCCUAGACCACGCUGCAACGUUGCCGUUGUGUUUCCCAGCAAAGCCUCGCUCUCGAGUGCCGUCUCCAGUUGUAUGGACACCAAGGAGCACAAGACGUCUGUAAAUGGCCGCUCAAUUAUCACCUGCGAGCACUCGGAGCGUGUGCGGGUGUGCAUGACAGCCGGAUAUUCUAAGUCCCUCGAGAACGAACUGUCCAUGUUCUGCACCAACGAUGCGAGUGUCAUUGUACCAAUCCCAGCACUAUUCAGUGAGGUCUUUGCUCUGAGACGAGGUUCGGCCCACCGUCUUGAAAUAUGCCCGUUUGCCUCAUCCGAGCACCACGUGCAACCAUCUCCGAAUGUCGCUAAUCUUGUGACCAGCCUCUUCCGUUCUGCAAGCCCAGAGAGUGUCAAAUCCGUUCUAUCGUCAUCCAGUCCACGUUACUCGGCACUCUCCCCAAGUUCCUGGGUUAACAAACAGGUGUCAGUCGAUGGGAUCGUAUCGGUGCUCACACCGGCGCUUUUCUUCUCGUCUUUCCGUCGAUUUAGUGUCUACUUUGUGGCUGUCUGUACGGGGACGGUAGAGGAGGUGUCCGAGACGACAAAAAUGCUUGAUGUGAACCAUAGCUCUGUGUGUGAUUACAUCAGAGUCGCCGUGUUCCAGAUGCUCAGAAAGAUGGAGCAAACGGAUUCCACCGAGAAAGCUAUCCACGAAACGGGCGAUAUUUCAGUCCCAGAAGCCUUGCUGUAUUCGACCGACAAUAGCGAGAAGAAACGGCUACUCCCCUGUCCCGAGAUCGACGGCUGCUUUGGAAAAGAACCAGAGGAUUGUACGCGAGUUUUUCAUGGAGCACGUCCCGAUGUGCUUGGGAAACGCUCAGGAAAUCGAACGAUUUUCGAGUGAGCUAAUCGGAGGGGCAGCCUUGCGUGACGCCAAGCGAUGCAUGGACGAGUCAGAUGACAAUCGUGAACUGGUCUACCAGGUGUAUCUUCAGUGGAAGAUGAAAAUCGGGGACGAUAUCGAUUUAGUGCCCAUCAUGGAUGUCUCUGACAAACUUGGCCUCAGAGAACUGAAGGAUCGGUGCAGACAUUUUGUCCAGGAACACGCGUUUUGUUUCACUCUACAUGAGCUGGACUGCACCUGCUUCGUGGAGGAAUGAAUUUUAUUAUUUUGUAUCAUGGUUAUAAUGUUUUGAGAGCAUUUAAAUCUACAGGUUUUUUAUGUCACUGUUGUUCAGUCAUUAUUUUAUAUUCUGUAUUUUCAUGUGAAAAUAUUUUUGGUACAGAAUCCAUGCUACAGAACAGUAUAAUGCAUGCACAGCAAAACAAAGUUAUUACAUACGUUGUUUACAUUAUACACAUGCAGGACCACCCAGACACACCUCUACUGAGGGAAGCUCUGGCCUUUGUGCAGAAGAUUGCGCAGGACUGCAAUGAGAGUGUCAAGAGAGGAGAGAAUGAACUGAAACUCUAUUCAAUCACCAGACGGUUCCCCAACGAUGAAGUGAAUGUGAUAGUGUCCAGAGGUGCGACAACUAUUAAAGAGAGAGUUCGACCUAGUGUGGCUGGUGGGAUCGGACGCUCAUUUCGAAGGCCGCGUAGGAAUUCUACCAGUAAUCGUAGCGUGGAUUCGACUCUGACUUUUCGGACAUUCUUUGAGCGAGAACACAAGAGAUUGUUUGUGAAAGAAGGCCCUCUCAUGAAAACAGCAGCAAAAUUUACUGACCCUUCAGAAAGAUACCUCUUUCUCUGCAGUGAUGUUCUCCUGAUUGCCCAGUCAACUAGUAGAGGUCACAAGAGGUUCAAACUAAAGGAGAGGGUACUACUGCGACAUGCCUGGGUUACUGACACCCUGUCCCUCACUGGAGACGGCAGUAUACCUGACAGAGGAUUAAUCUUUGGGACGCCUUGCAAAGUGUACCAUUUCUUAGCCUCGAGUAGUGAGGAAAAGACAGAGUGGUUUGGCCUGCUACACUCGCACAUAUUCACCCAAAAGAGGCUCUUUCAAAAGCUGCUGAGUCACCUGAGCAUUCCUGAUGAAAGGUACUUCUGCGUUCGGGCGAAGGCCAAAACCCACCAUAUUGGGAUUCUCAAAGACGAGCUCAGUUUCAGAGGAGGGGAAGAGGUGUGGGUGAUGGGGUUCAAGGAAGACGGGGGAGAAGGAGGGGAGAAAUGGAAGCCGGGACUCUACGCCACUCAGCAGCCUUUCAACCCUUCCCCCGAGUGGUACUUUGGGUCGCAGAAAAACGGCAGCUUUGGAUGGUUUCCAGCUCAGUGUUCGUUUGGAGCCGACUCUAAACGACUGGAGCCAUCCAUGGAAGAGUUGAAGCCGGCUACAAUGUCGGUGGUUCUAGGGCUAAAGCAAAGGAUGAGAGAACUGACUGGUCGACAAGUGGCUCCUUUAACUGAAUCAGAGAGAGCCGUCAAAGUUUGCAUGGGAGAAGGCAACUUCAAGAUGCUUCGCAUACCUAGUCAAGGACGUGUGGAAGAUGUUGUGAGGAAGUAUUUCAGACCACGGCCUGAGAGAAGUCGACAAUGGACACUUGUAGCGCAGUCACUGGACGAAUCCUUUCAGAGAUUGCUGGGAGAUGAUGAAGACCCAGGAGAAGUAGUGGACUUCUGGGGAAAGUCAAAGGAUCAGAUGAGAUUUGUUCUCAAGCAGACUAUGGCCACCAAUCACACAUCCUCCCAUCUCCUCACUCUCGUCUCCUAGCCUCAAAUCCAGGGAUACAUACAUACAGUCAUCCCUGCUCCCAACCAAAUCAGUGACUUCAUAGGCUGCACUAUUUAACACAUGAUUUUUGUAUUAUGUAUAUAAUAUAGCAGGAAAUUUUUGCAUGGUGCAAAUUUUUGCGAUCGAAAUUUUAACAGGCAAUGUUU
This is a messenger RNA of Geodia barretti, 2978 nucleotides long. The record is from the annotation of a GenBank genome assembly. NCBI's taxonomy places the organism in Eukaryota, Metazoa, Porifera, Demospongiae, Tetractinellida, Geodiidae.